AUGGUGGCUGUUGGCCAAAUAAUGUCCCCUGUGUCUAUUUGCUUGAUAUUACAAUUUGCAGUUCUAUUUUUCUACUUGAAGCCUAGUGCUACAUGUAUCAAGACGGGGAGGCCUCAGACUCAGAGAGCAAUUGAACAGGUGGAGCAGCGGCUCUCAAAAGACGGGUGGCCAGAAUACUAUGACGGCAAGGCAGGGAGAUAUAUCGGGAAGCAAGCGAGGAAGUACCAGACCUGGAGCAUCUCAGGAUAUCUGGUAGCUAAACUGAUGAUCGAGAACCCAGCCAAUCUUUCACUAAUCUCUCUUGAAGAGGACAAGAAGAUAGCCAAGCCAAGGCUCACCCGCUCCGCUUCCUUUUGCGUCAAACCAGUGGCCGCAGCAUACAUGAUGCAUUACAGAUUAAGAGGGCGACAGAAUCUGCUGAAGGUUGUGUGAAAGACUUCAUCUUUGGAUAAAAAGGCAACCUGAAAGAGAAAUUGAGA
Prunus persica (peach) is the source of this 479-nucleotide messenger RNA. Its product is annotated as cytosolic invertase 1-like. The transcript has 4 exons. Bases 1 to 432 code for a protein of 143 amino acids. The record is from RefSeq and is a predicted model, not a curated record. Gene Ontology annotation, molecular function: endo-alpha-N-acetylgalactosaminidase activity; sucrose alpha-glucosidase activity. Gene Ontology annotation, biological process: sucrose catabolic process. NCBI's taxonomy places the organism in Eukaryota, Viridiplantae, Streptophyta, Magnoliopsida, Rosales, Rosaceae.